CGGAUGGCCGUUUGUUUUCCUCGUCCAUAUCGCCUCGCCUCGCAUAAACUCGUCCACACGGCCUCGUCUGUGGCCCACUGCUCGUGUCUCUCCGUCGCCGCACCACUGCGUCCAUCUCCGCUUCACCGUCUGCGUCGCCAAUCCCUACCCAGUCGCCGAUAACGCCAGAAAUCGCCACCGGGGCUUUCGAAGCAACUGCUCAUGCACCGCAUCGCCUUUUGCCUCGACCACCGUCUCAUUUGAAUACCAGGCCAUCUUCGUGACUGCGACUCCCUACCCUCAGACGCUCGCACUCGAGCCAUACAAGUCAUGCAAACCGGCACCGCGCCUCAGCCAGCUCCCCACCAUGGCCAUCCUCGCCCGAGUCUGGGUCUGAUCGUACCCGUCGAGCAGGCGCUCGUCCGCUGUGACGAUAAGCUGCUGUCUAUCGCGCUGCAAGCCAGUGUUGGCGGCAAGCGGGACCGGCUCUUGAUUCCCGUCGAAAUCGUCUUGAUGAUCCUUUCCCACUACCACGACCCCAAGGAGUUGAUCCUGCUGGCCCGCGUCAGUCGAUGUUGGUAUCUGUGUGUCUUUGUGCGGCUGUGGUCCAACAUCCGCAUAAAAUCCCACAAGGGCCUCUCCAGACUGCUCGUGGCUACCCGCAACCUCAAUCGUCUCUACGAGUUCCAUCGUCGGCAAUAUCAGCUGCAGGAAAGCAAGAACGUGAUUCACUGCAGCCCAGACGACGCUAUUGCUUCUGCCACCGGCGCCAUCACAGGCCCGCUCGCUCAGCGAGGCGACACAGCACUGACGGUGUCUUUGCACCCGACGGCCCUCCGCCAUGCUGUGGGCUCGGAGGAAAGCACAGAGUCCCCAACCACCCCGACUCAUGACUUUGGGGCCGUUGCCUUUGUCGCUGGCCAAUCACCAAUCAAAGAGAUCGAAAUCGAGGUCGAGGCAGAAUCAGCACAGCCAAUGCCGUGGGGGAAAGCAUCGCAGCCAUCCUCCGCAUUGCCCUCGCAAAAGCCGACCAAGCAAUCGGUCUUGGUAUGGAUCAAGUCCAUCAUACCCUGUGAUUCGGCUGUGCACGACACAGAAGAUGACACCCGUCCGUACGAUCGCUCCAGGGAUCUUCAAGAACGGACCCGAGGGCCUGUCCCUCCCCCAGCCGCAGGGAUUGCUGCAAAGGACGGACAGUCCAUAAAAUGGCUUCGCAGGGUCUUUCCGUUCCUGGAUCUCAAGGAUCGGCGAUACCUCAAAAUCAUCACAAAGAUGUCGUGGAGAAACGCCUACCCACAGCAGUAUGUGAAAGAGAUCAACUUUUCCGACUAUGAGUUCCCGAUGAUUGGCGGCCGGGACUCGUUCUUUGGGCUCUUGUCAAAGUUGAUGGGCGAGCUCCCACACUACUAUAGCAUCGUCAUGCCUGCAGCCCCCAUCACCAAACCCCAUUCGCUCUAUCAGCGCGCAACCGGCCUGGUCAACCUCGAUUUGCACUGCGCCGAGAUCCGCUCGACGAAACAGCUGAUCCUCGCCCUCUCGGCACACUGUCCCAAUCUCAAGAGAGUGGUGUUCCCCGACUCGCUGUGCAUCGACAAGCAGCUGGAGCCGAGCGACUUUGCCAACUUGGCGAUUCAAUGCCCGCUACUUCGCAGCAUCCGGGUCCUGGGCAACAAAUCUAGGCUCCAUGUGCGUUCGUCGCUGCUCCCCCACCUGUUUGAAAACUGUCGAAACCUGGAGAAUGUGACGCUCAAGAACCUUUGCUGCUUCGACAUCGAUCGAAUACUAUCGUCCAUUGUCGUUCACAACGCCAACAUCCGCCACCUCCACAUCGAGUGCCGCUUCUCCAACAUCGCCAACGAGCAGAUCGAGGCCUCGACCGUGUACACCCCGCACCUCAAGUUUUUGCAGCUGACCCCGAUCAACGUCUCGGACGCAGUCCUGGCUAGGGUCGUCCAGCACUGCCAAAAUCUCAACUACCUCAAUCUGUCUGGAUCCAACUCGCUCACGGACGCUGGAGUCGACCUCGUGUCGCGCGAGCUCAAGUUUAUCAAGCGCUUGGAUCUGACAAAAUGCUUCCGAGUGACGGCGAAGGCUCUGGAAUCGCUGGCGCUCCACGCCAAACGACUGCAGACGCUGAUUCUGUAUCACACCUUUGACUUUAUAUCGUUUUCAGAAGUGCACGGCGCACUCUAUGCCAUCAUUGACCACUGCCCAGCCAUCUAUGGCAUCGCUCUCACCAUCAGCUCGGAGUAUGGCCUGGACCUCAAGCACGAAUGGGACGCGAUGAGCUGCAUCGCCCAUUCCCAUUACGUCUGUCCAUGCUUUUCGUUGAUGAGCUUCCACUUCUACUUCAAGGGACGAGAGUCGCUUCGGAGAUGGAAGAUAGUCUCGAUGGACAUGCCGGACAAGCCAUCGCUCUUUGUGCAGUAGGCUCAGAGUCCGCCUGCUUUGGCGGGCGAUACCGUUGGCACCAAAUGCAGAACACCAAUGGUCGUCUGAAAUGUGGACCUUCAAUUCACUCCUUGUGGCCUGGCCCGCGUCACAGGCGUUCCUCUCGUUGGCUGAAGCAUCUGUCCUCCCUUCCACACCUCGAAUUGACACAGCACCCACUGGCUCAUGUUUAUGGGGGCAUAGUAUCACUCCGAUAGAUCGCCGACGAGACCUGGACGCUGGGAAUCGAUCCACAAUUGUCACUGUAACUAUUGAUUGGAAUUGAAUAGAGACGUCAACAUGCCCGUCGUCAUUU
Polychytrium aggregatum is the source of this 2725-nucleotide messenger RNA. RefSeq lists its product as uncharacterized. Gene Ontology annotation, cellular component: SCF ubiquitin ligase complex. Bases 310 to 2409 code for a protein of 699 amino acids. The record is from RefSeq and is a predicted model, not a curated record. Gene Ontology annotation, molecular function: protein binding. Gene Ontology annotation, biological process: SCF-dependent proteasomal ubiquitin-dependent protein catabolic process. NCBI's taxonomy places the organism in Eukaryota, Fungi, Chytridiomycota, Chytridiomycetes, Polychytriales. The transcript is spliced from 5 exons.